CAGAAAAAACGGUUUUGAAAUUGAAAUCCAAUUGAUCGCCAUUUCAUCAACUGCUCUGAAAUUGAAAUCCAAUUGAUCGCCAUUUCAUCAACUGAUCUUGGCGGUGCAGUUAAUCCGCAUCGCCUUUCAUCUUGAGCUCCCAAUUUUGCGUGAUUUUAGUUUAAUCGGCGGAGCGAUUUCAAUUGAAGAAGAAAACGAUGGCAGAUCGGAGGGAUGCGCACAAGACAAAGCAAUCCGCCGAAAUCCGCCGCUCUUCCACUGUGGGAAUUAAAAAUCUUCAUCCAAGAUACUGCUUUUGUCGUGUUUUUCUCGGCUUCUCUUGGUUAAUCAUCGUCCAUCUUGAAUCUGCUGUUAUAUAUGAGGGCCCAAGAAUAUCCCGAAUGCGUAUUGUGCACUGUAUAUAUUCUCGGAGAGAGUGGACGUCGAGAGGAUGUUGACUUGCGAGAAAGGCUCAACAGGAACCGUUCUCCAUCGCGUAAAUCACCAGAUAAAGGAAAGGGAAAAGCAAGACAAACUUCUUAUGGAGAUGAUAGCUCUCCUGGGAAAAGGAUUGAUAGAAAUGUGAGUAAGAAAAGGCGUUUGGAUGACCAUGAUGAUUACUCCGGCAGGAUGUCAGAUGAUAAGAUGAGAGGAACGCACUAUGACAAACCAAAGUUCCAGCUGAUUAAGGAAGCUGAUUCGUUAACUUCUGAAGUUCAUGAACUUAAGAGGAAACUUUCUAAAGAGAAAGAAGAGCGGGAAAGGUUUACUACAAACGUCAAAAAGUUCAUUGAAGCACAUUACUCUCACUUGCAAUUAGAGAACGAACUAAAGAGAUCACAGGAUCAGAUUAAGCAUUUGGUUGCGCAGCUUGAAGCAGAUAUACUGACUCGCAGGGUAUUUUCCUCGAGUGAAGAGGAUGACGAACUGAAGAAAUCACAGGGUGAUGAGGGCGGACCAGAUUCUUCCUCACGUAGGCUGAGGUCACGUGUCGAAGUUCAUGGGAAAUCACCUCAAGGUUAGUGUUGGUCGCUCAUAUGGAGCUGAUGUCGUGGAAGAUACAUUGAAAACAUCCCGCUUGCCAUUUCCACCACCUCCUCCUCCUCCUCCUAACCCUCAGAAAUCAUAUACACGUACAAAGGCAACAAUGGAGUAGACGACGAGAUGGUUGAAGUCGAUAUCGUUUUAUGUAUCACAAUUUCAUGCAUUAGUUACCAAAUUUUGUAACAUCUGGGGCUGUCACAUUUUCUAGUUCUUGUGCAGAAAUUAGGUCUGGUUGUUUUUCCAUAUACCCUUUUACUUGUUUCAUGAUCUUUGGAAACAUAAUGUCUACCUGGUAUACACUUUUUCCAAUAUUCCCUAUCUCA
Messenger RNA from Salvia hispanica, 1346 nucleotides. The record is from RefSeq and is a predicted model, not a curated record. Lineage: Eukaryota; Viridiplantae; Streptophyta; Magnoliopsida; Lamiales; Lamiaceae.